Lithohypha guttulata is the source of this 1233-nucleotide messenger RNA. RefSeq lists its product as uncharacterized. Bases 1 to 1233 code for a protein of 410 amino acids. NCBI's taxonomy places the organism in Eukaryota, Fungi, Ascomycota, Eurotiomycetes, Chaetothyriales, Trichomeriaceae. The transcript has a single exon. The record is from RefSeq and is a predicted model, not a curated record. Gene Ontology annotation, biological process: epoxide metabolic process. Gene Ontology annotation, molecular function: epoxide hydrolase activity.
AUGCCGUACUCGACACCUCCCAAGAAUGCGACCCUGAAAAUAGAGCCAUUUCAGCUACAAGUGCCUGAUGAAGAGAUCGAACAUUUCAAGCAACUCCUAAAGCUCUCUCGGCUUGCUCCUCAAACCUUCGAGAACAACCAACCAGAUACUGGCAAGUUUGGCGUUACUCACAAAUGGAUGACCGAGGCGAAGGAUCGUUGGCAGAAUCAGUACGACUGGCGGCAACGAGAAGCAUAUUUCAAUUCCUUUCCCAACUUCAAAACUUCAAUCAAGGAUGACAAAACUGGUUUCACUUUUGACAUUCAUUUUGCUGCACUCUUCUCUGAAAAGACUGACGCCGUCCCAAUAGUGUUUCUGCAUGGCUGGCCAGGAUCGUUUCUCGAAUUCUUGGGUGUGCUAGAAACUUUCAAGUCCAAAUACAAGUCCAGCGACUUACCUUAUCACAUCAUCGUGCCUAGUCUGCCAGGCUAUACACUGUCGUCUGGUCCACCUACAGAUCAGGACUUCAAAACGGACGACCUCGCGCGGAUUAUCGACAAGCUUAUGCAAGGCCUUGGUUUCGGCGAUAGUGGCUACGUCGCUCAAGGCGGUGAUAUUGGCGCAUACACCUGCCGUUGCCUAUCCCACUAUUCCAGCUGCAAAGCUAUCCAUCUGAACUUCUCUCUCAUGGAAAGGCCAAAGAAUUUGAACCAGGAUCUCACGGUCGAGGAAGUCGAACAGCGCGGUCUAAAAAGAGCCCGCGACUUUGGGUUGACUGGAUCGGCCUAUGCUCUUGAACAUGGCACUCGUCCAUCUACCAUCGGCUUCACUCUUGACUCCUCGCCCAUCGCCCUCCUCGCCUGGAUUGGUGAGAAAUUCAUCACUUGGACCGAUACUACACCGUCUCUUGAGCAGAUCCUUGACUCUAUAACCCUCUAUUGGUUCACGCAUUCUUUUCCACGCUGUAUAUAUCCCUACCGCGAGUUUCAUGGAUCGUCAGCAGGCGCAGUAUAUAUCCACAGUGAUCCGAAAUACCAUAUCAAGCAGCCUUUAGGGUAUUCUUGGUUCCCGCAGGAGUUGGCGCCGAUGCCAGUGAGCUGGGUAAAGACGACGGGGAAUCUGGUCUGGAGUAAGAGGCACGAUGCGGGAGGUCACUUUGCUGCAAUGGAGAAGCCGGAAGUAUUGGUUGAGGACGUGGAAAGUUUUGUGAAGCAGGUGUGGAAAGCCUCGGGCAGUAUCGCAUCCUCCUUAUAG